UCAUAACAAUGAUCAAACAAAAGAAAAAAAAGAAGUAAUAAGCAGAAGCCUGAAAGAAAAUAACAAAACAAUGGGGUGUAAGAACACAUUUUUCUUGGUACUGGUAGUUACCUUGAUCACAAAGGAGGCCUUGGCAGCAAAACAUCUUGUUGGUGGAAGCCAAGGCUGGGAUCCUUCCACAGACUUUAAUUCAUGGGUUUCAGGCCAAACAUUCAAGGUUGGGGAUCAACUUGUUUUCAAGUACUCUUCUUUGCAUAGUGUGGUUGAACUGGGAAGCGAGAGCGCCUACAAGAAUUGUGAUAUUAGCAACACAGUCAAGUCCUUGAGCAGUGGCAACGAUGUUGUCAAAUUGGACAAACCUGGUACGAGGUACUUCACUUGUGGUACCUCAGGCCAUUGUGGUCAAGGCAUGAAGGUGAAGAUUACAAUAGGAAAAGGGAAUGCACUUUCUUCUUCCCCUGCACCAUCACCAUCGUCAUCAACAACAACAACAUCAUCAUCAUCGUCGUCAUCAUCAUCAUCGUCAUCACCAACAUCAUCAUCACCAUCAUCUUCCUCUGCAUCUUCUUCCACUACUUCUAAUGUAGCUUCAGCCUCAAGAUGCUUCACCAAUUUUGUGCUCAUUGUUGCAAUAUUGGUUGCCACAAUGUUUUAAUUGAUAAUUUGAAGUUUAUAAUUGAUAAUAUGUACACUUGUGGGAUAUGAUGGUAGAGCAAUUUUAAUUGACCGCACCACAUUCCACUAGUUAGUCUCUUUAUGAGUACGAGACUGAGAAGGCACAUGUAUACCUUAUUUAUCUAUCUAUCUAUUUAUCUAUCUAUCUAUCUAUCUAUAAACUAUAUAAAGGGAGAGUUUGUGCAA
Lotus japonicus is the source of this 861-nucleotide messenger RNA. RefSeq names its product mavicyanin-like. Gene Ontology annotation, molecular function: electron transfer activity. The transcript has 2 exons. Gene Ontology annotation, cellular component: plasma membrane. The record is from RefSeq and is a predicted model, not a curated record. Lineage: Eukaryota; Viridiplantae; Streptophyta; Magnoliopsida; Fabales; Fabaceae. Bases 71 to 655 code for a protein of 194 amino acids.